This is a messenger RNA of Prunus dulcis (almond), 1224 nucleotides long. Its product is annotated as protein FAR1-RELATED SEQUENCE 5-like. Lineage: Eukaryota; Viridiplantae; Streptophyta; Magnoliopsida; Rosales; Rosaceae. The record is from RefSeq and is a predicted model, not a curated record. Gene Ontology annotation, biological process: regulation of DNA-templated transcription. The transcript has a single exon. The coding region runs from base 1 to 1224 and encodes 407 amino acids.
AUGUAUGCUGCGGAAGCCAGAUUCGGCAUUCGGUGUUCUACAACGAGAACGUACACACUGACAGGAGAGGUAACAAGGAAGGAAUAUGUAUGUUGUAAACAAGGGUAUGCGUUGACAAGCACUGUUAGUCGUAAGAGAAGACAGCGAGGUUGUACUCGAAGUGGUUGCAAGGCUAAACUUGCGAUAUGGAAGGUGAAAGACAAGAAUAAGUACAUUGUUGUAGGAUUCAAUGAGGUACACAACCAUGACAUGACCACAGUUGAUAAAGUCCAUCUAUUGAGAUCUCACCAUAACUUAACAGAGUCUAUAAAGGUCUAUAGUGCAGAUAUGAGCAAAGUUAAUAUUCUGGUAUAUAUACAGUUAAGCCUUCUUGAGGUGCAAGUAGGGGCAUUGGAAAACGCUGGGUUUGUUAAGAGAGAUGUCUAUAAUUAUCUAAGGGACGUGCGUGGAGAGGUGAUUGGCCAUGAUGCAGAGCUUCUUAAGGAGAAUUUUAUGGCUAUGCAAGAAAAGAAUGAAUCCUUUUAUUUCAAGAUGGAGGUAGAUUCGGAAGGAAGGAUGGGUAAUGUUUUCUGGUCAGAUGCAAGGUCAAGACGAGCUUACGGGUUUUUUUUUGGAGAUGUGGUAGUAUUUGAUACGACGUUCAACAUGAACCACUAUGGGAUGGGCUUUGUGCCUUUGUUAGGCAUUAAUAACCAUCGGCAUACAGUGUUGUUUGGUUGUGCAUUCCUAAUUAGUGAAACCACGGAUUCAUUUGUAUGGUUGUUAGAGGAAUUCAAGAAAGCCAUGCCGGGUGAGCCACCCAAAAUGAUCAUCACUGAUCAAGAUGCAACCAUGUCAAAGGCAAUUACUGUAACUCUCCCGAUAACAUUCCAUAGAUAUUGCAUAUGGCAUAUCUUGAAUAAGAUUACAGAGAAACCCGGCAUUGGAGAAUGUUUUUCUGAAAUGUGCAAAUGCAUAUGGGGUAUGGACAAGAAAGAAGAAUUUGAUGCGAAAGGGGAGGAAAUUAUCACAAACAAUGGGCUGCAAGACCAUGCGUGGCUGAGCUCAAUUCAUGCUAUGCGGGAGAAUUGGGUUCCAUCAUAUGUAAAACAUGUGUUUUCGGCUGGGAUGUCAAGUAGUCAACGGGCCGAAAGCUGUCAUUCAUUUUUCAAACAAUAUAUUAACCAGAAAAACACAUUGAUGGAAUUCAUUGUACGUUUUGAGAGAGCUCUUGCUUCACAAUGA